AGUAUAUUGUAAUAUAUUAACAUGUCUGAGUGCUGAGAUUUUCAGUUCCUAUUUCUCUGAUAUAUUUAGCUUUUCUUUGAUGCUGAUGUGCAAAACAAGACUAUAAACAUUAAUGUUUUACAUGUAACCAUUUACUUACACUGUACUUACACAUUCAAUGUCACUUGCCAUUUUUUGUAAUUAUUUGUAAAAUUUAUUAGCAAUUUCUGAGUGAAAAUUGUUUCAAAGUUAAUCCUAUACCAAAUAUUUUUUCAGUGUAGUUUGUUAAUAAAUGCUGUCUUAAAAUCUGUGCAUUCAACUCACAGAAGAUCCAAGCUUAUAAUGAACCUUUAAUCAUACAAUUAUGAUCCUCUUUGAUGCAAAAACUUGAGAAAAUGAGAUCCAGGCAGUCCAGCAAUGAUUAUGUCAGAGAUUAAAUUUGAAUAAGGAAUAACAAAUUUAUUAAUUAAAAAUUAUAGAGACAAACAGAUUAAUUGAGAAAUUAAUAGUUAAUAACAAAAUCUAGAGUAUUGUAAAAUCCAGAGUAUUGUAUCUAAUAGAUGAAGAUCAGAAUAUACAAGAAGGAACAAAAUUAAGACAUUUGCAGAAUGAAAUGAGAGAUAGAAGAGAAGAAGCAGAAGAGCAAAGAAAAGCAAAGGAAAAAGCUAAACUAUCAACGACUCCAUUUUAUACCAUAAGCAUAGGGAAAUGCUUACAUCGCACUCAAACUUAUGUUUUGGUCUAACAAGAAAAGAUCAUAUGGAUAUAUCCAUUAUGUCAUAGACUGGUCAGAUGUCAAAAAUAGAUGAAAAAAGAUAUAGGGGAUGUUUUGACCCCCUUAAGGGAAUUUUGCAGAUCUUACAUUAUCACAUGUCAGCAGAAAUAGAAAUGGACAUAUUUUGAUAUAAAGGUACAUCGAGUUCAAAUGAGCAACUAAUUCCAAAAACAUCGCUUCUGCAGUACUUGUCAGGUGUCCAAUAUCUGACCACAAACGUGUCAACAUGACCUGUUACAUUGGAACACUUUGAAGAACAAUUGAAUAUAGCAAGCAUACACCAUGGACAACAAGAAGAAUAACCAUAAAGGAGUACAUGAAUAUAUGAAAUCAAAAGUAAUAUUGAUAAAUCAUAAGCCAUAAAUGAUUAACAUAAAAUAUGCAUAAAAUGCAUGAAUAUGAAUAUUAGCUAACCAUUUUGGAUGCACCACUCUUUAUGCCAUUUUCAAAUAUCAUAAACAUUCAUAUAUUAAAACGGAUUGUGCAGCAUGUGUAUAUAUAAUUGUAAUCAUUCCCUGUAUCUUUUUCAGAAAACAUGUUUGUCAGUUAAUUAAAUUUAAGAUGUGAUCUAUAGGUGUUUGAAAGCCUUUUCGAACAUUACGUAAGUGUUAAUGUGACAUUUAAAAAAAAAAAAAAAAAAACAGAAAUGAAAAGUGAAUGAGGAACUAAUGACUAUUUGACUAUUUGAGAAUAUUUCCCUUUAUGCGUCACACAAGAAAACAACACCUGCUUCAACAUGCCGACUGCAUCUACACGCUUACGAGAUGUUCAAGAGCUGACAUCUCCGUAUAAGAGCUUACAUGACAAUUAUGUGUCCAAUACCAGGAAAUCUAAGUGCUCAUUAUCUGCCCUGUUGGCCACUGGAGGUUUGAUCGUGUUAGGGGUUUUAUUGGCCAUAGUGGUAAUAGAGAAAUUAAAGAACGAAGAUCAAAUCAAUGAGGAUUUGAGUCCCCAUCACACUCCGACAUGCUGUAAUGGUGCCAUCCCGAAUGAGCAGAGCAGCAUUGUUCUUGUUGAGAGUUUUCCUCUCUGUAUGGAUUACGGGAGAAACGCCUCCACUGGGAAAAGCCUGUAUGAAGCCUGGAAGCAUCUUCUGUCUUUGGCCACCAAACAAAUCGAAGUGGCGUCUUUCUACUGGUCUCUCACGGCCGAAGACAUCAACGUGAACUCCACCACUGACAGAGCUGGCAGAGACAUUUUAGAAGAGUUCAGAGCGUUGCCGUCUAGAAACGUGUCCGUGCGAGUGGUGACCAGCAUCCCCACUGUGGCUCACAAUUCAACAGACUUACAAGUCCUGAAAGAAAAUGGAAUACAGAUACGGCGAGUGAACUUCGGCCGCUUGACUAAAGGAAUUCUUCACACUAAGUUCUGGAUUGUGGACGGGAAACACAUUUACAUCGGCAGCGCCAACAUGGACUGGAGAGCUUUAACGCAGGUCAAAGAGCUCGGCGUGGUGAUCUAUAACUCCAGUGGUUUGGCUGCUGACCUGCACAAGAUCUUCCAGUCGUACUGGGUCAUGGGUCAGUCCAACACAUCCAUCCCAGAUCCGUGGCCGUCCACCUACGACACCUUCAUCAACGAGGAGCGUCCGCUGCUGCUCAACCUCAGUGGUGUAGCCAGUCAAGUUUACAUCACGGCCUCUCCGCCUGCGUUCUGUCCGGACUCUCGCACCCAAGACCUUGACGCUAUCCUGUCGGCCAUCAGAGGAGCGCAAGACUUCAUACAUGUCUCGGUCAUGGAGUAUUAUCCCGCUUCGAAGUUCUUUCAUCAUCACGGAUACUGGCCGGUCAUUGAAGACGCUCUCAAGCGCUCAGCCUUCGAGAAGAAUGUGUCCGUGUGUCUGUUGGUCAGUUGUGGCCAAGAAACUGACCCGUCCAUAUGGCCCUUCCUCCGGUCAUUAGAUGCUCUUCAUUCCCCGUCUAACAACAUUAACAUCGCAGUGAGGCUGUUUAUUAUUCCAGCGGGAAACCAGUCGCACAUCCCCUAUACCAGAGUAAACCACAACAAAUAUAUGGUGACCGAUAAAGUGGCGUAUGUAGGCACGUCUAAUUGGUCAGCUGACUACUUCAACACCACUGCCGGAGUGGGUUUAGUGGUUUCCCAGGAUGCUUUGCCUUCUGCGUUGCCGGGAAACACAUUCCAGCAGCAGCUGAGUGCAGUAUUCGACAGAGACUGGAACUCACAGUUCGCCGUUCCACUCGCUGAGCUCAAGCAGAACCAUGACUGUGUUUUCUCCAAAUCCACACUGUAGACACUUUACAAACAAACAUUCAACGUGUUCAAUUCUAUUAUGCAUGAAACUUGAAGUAUAAAUGUCAUAUGAUUUGUGUCAUUAUAUAUGUAUUAUUUACAUGUCUCGAAUUAAGGGAAGUGUUUUGGAAGCCUGCUACAUUUCAUUUUAAACAUUAUUUUCUUAUGCAAUAAAAUUAAAUGACUAUUAUAAAUUGACCUAGAUUGAAUGUAAUAACAUUUCAGUGUUUUUUUUUUUCAUUUUCAGUGUUUCAGCUCAUGUAUGUGUGUGUGUACAUUCAUUGUUAAAGUAUAUGUUUAAUGUAAAAACAAACAUUUAAGUAAUAAAUAAUAUAAAAUUAUGUAAUAA
This is a messenger RNA of Ctenopharyngodon idella (grass carp), 3353 nucleotides long. Its product is annotated as 5'-3' exonuclease PLD4-like. Bases 1491 to 3005 code for a protein of 504 amino acids. The transcript has 11 exons. Gene Ontology annotation, molecular function: catalytic activity. The record is from RefSeq and is a predicted model, not a curated record. NCBI's taxonomy places the organism in Eukaryota, Metazoa, Chordata, Actinopteri, Cypriniformes, Xenocyprididae.